Cuscuta campestris is the source of this 1945-nucleotide messenger RNA. Lineage: Eukaryota; Viridiplantae; Streptophyta; Magnoliopsida; Solanales; Convolvulaceae. The record is from the annotation of a GenBank genome assembly.
CGGAAAAAGGAGAGGAGCUCCGGAGAUCUCGGAGCCCAUUUUCUCUAAAACGCCGCUAAUCUUCCCUUCUACGCCAUUAACUGUCCGAUUAAGGUUAUAUUCAUAGAGACGAUACAGUUGAUUUCUGAAAACCAUGGCAUUGGCAAGGAUAGCAAGGACUGGCCUAAGGCGCUCUGGAGGCACCGUUGGCCCUUACACAACUGACCACUGUAGUCUCUCCACACAAACAAACCCUUCGUCAAUAAUUGGGAGUGUCACUCCAAAUGGAAACAUGGAUCAUCUCUCAACACCUAAAAAGGUGAACCAAACAAGUCUUGAGAGCACAGGCAUGAGGUUUGCCCCUCAGUACCGGUUUUCACAUUCACAAGCACAAAGGGUGCAGCCACUUGAUUUGCAAUCUGAGAGUCCGAAGUACCCCACAUUGGAAGCUACAAAACCGGGUGAGAAGCCUAGAGUGGUUGUGCUCGGUUCGGGUUGGGCAGCUUGUAGAUUCCUUAAAGGGCUCGACACGACUGUGUACGAUGUUGUUUGCAUCUCACCUAGGAACCACAUGGUCUUCACCCCUUUGCUUGCUUCAACUUGUGUUGGGACCCUUGAGUUCAGAACGGUUGCUGAACCAGUUAGUCAGAUACAGACUGCAUUGGCAAAAGACCCCAAUUCAUAUUUCUUUCUUGCCAAUUGCACUAGCAUUGACACCGAAAAACACGAGGUUCUGUGUGAAACGAUUGGUAACGGUGGACAAAUUCGGGAGCCUUAUCAGUUUAAAGUUGCUUACGACAAGCUUGUGAUUGCUUCUGGGGCUGAGCCUUUGACCUUUGGUAUAAAGGGUGUUAAGGAACACGCCUUUUUUCUCCGUGAAGUUAAUCAUGCUCAAGAGAUCAGGAAAAAGCUUCUCUUGAACCUCAUGCUUUCUGAAAAUCCAGGUGUAUCUGAAGAAGAGAAGGAGCAGCUUUUACAUUGUGUUGUCAUUGGAGGAGGGCCCACUGGGGUUGAAUUCAGUGGCGAGUUGAGCGAUUUUAUUAUGAGAGAUGUUCGCCAAAGAUACGCACACGUUAAAAACUAUAUACGUGUUACCCUUAUAGAGGCAAAUGAGAUUUUAUCCUCAUUUGAUGUGGGAUUAAGAGAAUAUGCAACAAAACAUUUGACCAAGGUUGGGGUGCGCCUUGUACGCGGUGUUGUGAAAGAGGUACAUCCUAAGAAAAUAAUUCUAAGUGAUGGAAGUGAAGUUCCCUAUGGGCUCCUAGUUUGGUCUACCGGAGUUGGGCCAUCUGAAUUUGUAAAAUCUCUACAUCUCCCAAAGUCCCCUGGUGGAAGAGUUGGCGUGGAUGAAUGGCUGCGGGUCCCAUCGGUGGAAGACGUUUUUGCACUUGGCGAUUGUGCUGGUUUUCUUGAACAGACCGGGAAACCGGUCCUGCCUGCCCUUGCUCAGGUUGCAGAAAGACAAGGGAAGUACCUUGUUGAGCAGUUCAACAGAAUUGGAAAGAAAACUGGGGGAAAAGCCUUAUCUGCAAAAGACAUACCUUUGGGAGACCCUUUUGUGUACAAUCACCUCGGAAGCAUGGCUUCCGUGGGGCGCUACAAGGCCCUUGUCGACUUGCGCCAGUCCAAGGGCUCCCAAGGUAUAUCAAUGGCGGGUUUCUUGAGCUGGUUUAUAUGGCGUUCGGCAUACUUGACGCGGGUGAUCAGCUGGAGGAACAGGUUUUAUGUGGCUGUGAAUUGGGCAACGACACUUGUCUUCGGCAGAGACAACUCAAGAAUAUGACCCCAGCAAGCCUCAAAAACUAGGAUUCUGCUUCCAAUUUUUUUCUAGUAUCAUUUUCUUUGUUGUUUUUUUCUUCAAAUAAGGUUAGAGAUACUGUGCUAUUGUUUUAUGCUCGUAAUUUUUGAUGAUUUAUUGAUUUAGAGUUUUGACCUAUGGAUAAAGGCAUAAAUGCGAAUUCAUGUU